AUGGACUCUUCUAAUUCCGAGUACACACUCUCAAGCGAACCAUCCUCAUCGCAUCGUGAAACAUCCAUUUACGGCAGCAGCAGCAACAGCAAUGGUAAAUCAGACACUUUGGAUGCAAAUACGACCAACAACAACAAUCGCAAAAACUCGGCUAGUUCUGUAGGCAGUGGCUCUCAUUCCUUUACGCAGCGUCUCAUUGACCGUGGCGUUGCUGUACCAAGCUCGUUCAGUAACUGGGAAAAGCUCAAGGCAUCCGACGACGCUUUUUUCAGUCCAGGCUCAUUUGAUUUUGAUUCACAUUAUGGAAUGUCGCCCUUCAUUACGCCUUCCUUCUCUACCACGACAGCAGGAACAACCGACAUGGAUGGAUCUUUGUAUAAAUCGCUCAAACAUCGUUAUGAAAAGGAACGAGUAGGUAAUUUAUCGGCUCGUAUAAUCACAGAUGAUGAGGAGGAGCCUGCUUUAUCUAGUACGACGACAACGUCUCCCUUGAGCGCUCUUCAAUGCCAAAAGAAGAAACAACGUGCUGAGGACAGCGAUAUUGAACUCUCAGACGAGGAAGAUGCAACCAUGACGUUGGAAAAGCUGCAAUUACCGCUUACUCAACGCUCACGUCGAUCUCGUUCUCCAUUGUCGUUUCCACCAACCAAUGUGAACUCUACCACUGCCACUAAUACAUCAGGCCCUACAGUACCAGCACCGCCACCAGAUGGCAUUUUUGAUCUUAUGAAAGCACAAAACUAUAACGACAUGUAUGAAAAAGCGCCCACGUUGUCACCUUCUGUGCAAAAGAUCAAGCAAUUAUUAACCACAGCACCACCACUGGCAGCAGCAACAACACCAUCUCAACCGGCAGCAGCAGCAGCAACACCCACACCUCCUGCCAAGCAACAACAACCAUCCACCAAACCGUUACCCAAUCCACCCAGACAGCAUCUGUUACAUACCCCCGUCUUCCAAGUCGUCAAUGCCAAUACUGUCAAAGACCGUUAUCUCUUUCUUUUCAACGACUUGCUAUUGAUUUGCAAGCCCAUCAUGGAUGAAAACAUCAUUGUGAGUUCCAGCAGCAGUAGCAACAACAGUGCCAAUAGACACGGCAGCAGCAGCAGCAGCCAGGAAAAGAACCGAUAUCGCUUUCGACCCAAUGAACAUUCACUGUUCCAAGUCAAGAAUAUUGUGCAAUUGGGCCAACUGACCCUGUACAUUAGCAAAGACGAUCUUUACCAUGCCUCAAAUGCAAGCCCCGUCACCAUUGAGAUGGGCCCUGAUGGAAGGCCCAUAUUACCACCUGCUCGCAAAAUCCACCCCAUCAUGGCAUCUGCAUUACGGAAAUUCGAAACCAACGCCAACUUGGGUAUCCAGUAUCUGAUCGACAAAGGUGUCUUGACCAACGAUCCUCUCAGCAUUGCUAAUUUCCUGUUCAAGACACCCGAUCUCAAUCGUCGUCAACUGGGCUACUAUUUGUCGGAUCUCAAGAACAGCGAUGUGUAUGAUGCUUUCCUCGAGUGCUUCCGUUUGGUGGGAUUGCGGUUGGACGAGGCAUUGCGUAUUCUACUGACAACGUUUCGAUUACCCAGUAAUUGGGAGGCACUCGAGUACUUGAUUGAGCGGUUUGCAAAGAAAUGGCACGAUGCCAAUCAAAACGUCAUCAAAUUCCAUGAAGACAUGGUGGUCAAGGUGGUGGUGGCCAUGUUGUUUCUGAACGCCGAAUGCUGGUACGAUGCGACAUCUGAGCGAGAUGUGUUUUGGUAUGCGCGUGAGCUCAAGGAACGUCAAGACCGUCAAGCCAAGCGAAAGAUGAGUGUGAUUGAUUACCAGAGACCCAACGCUUUGCAGAAACCUUCUACGUCGGCUACAACAUCGAGAGCGCGCCAAAGCGUGGCUGUGGAGCCAUUGCACUACAUUAUGUCCCUGAGAGCACGAGGCAACAGUCAGCCUACAUUGGACGAUUUCUUGGAACGUUGGAAUUACUAUGAUCAGUACCACUUGGUGCCUCGUGAGUUUAUGGAGGAAAUGUACAAGUCGAUUGGCGAGGAGAGACUGGAAACUGGAUGGGACAACAAGACGGGCAGAAGGAUCCAGACAAUAACACAGGAAUACAACGCUGGCGUAGGGAGACCUAAAGUUGUGUCUCCCUCCGUGCAACAAGGUUCACAGGAUGUAGUGAUCACCGUGAUUCCGCAUCGAUUGCCUACUAGACUCACCAAGGGGCUUCCCUCCAAUCCCAUCACCAUCUCUAUCCCAGCGCCUGACGCAGGUCUGCAGAUCAAGCUGCGUGGUCAAGAUUUGGUGUUUGAGCCCAACGUACUUGAUUUCUCUCAGUCUUGCAUCCAAACAUUCACCAUCACAGGUAACACACUGGGCAGAACAUCGCUCAUGUUUAUCAAGACGGGUGAGAAUGCCGGUAAUUAUGUGAGUCCUACCUUGCCUAGAACAAAGAGUGUGGUUGUGGAAAGACCCUUUAUGCGAUACACGUUCCAAAUUGGCUUCAAGCAUGUGGAUCAUGACAAGGACAAGAAAAAAAUGCUAAUUGAGGAAGAAGAAGGCACCCGCAAAAAGGAAGAAGACACCAACAUCAAGUCUGUCAAGAAGUCUAGAAAUGCGACUCGCAGAAACAGAGAUGAAAAGCAACAUGAUGAUGAUGACGGCGACGACGACGACGAAACGGAGCGACAGCCACAUAUGGUGAACCGCAAAUACACGUUCAGUGUCGAGACAGAGGAGGAACGCUUCGAGUGGCUAGGGGCUUUGAAGCGAUUGAGCGGUUAUGUCAAUGAGGAGCGCAAUCCAACCAGCAUUGCUCAAUUACACAAUAUGAGCUCUGAAGCCCGUGUUGCUUUACAGGUUUUAAAGGAGGUGCUAUUAGCAGACGAGGUGAAAAAAGGAACAGCUCGUACCAGCACCACCACAACGACCAACAACACGAGUGCCAAUGUCAAUAAAAACAGCACAACGAUCAACAGCACAACGUCCAAUAAUAAUGCAAGCGCUACUACGAGUCCCUCAGAACACGACGAUCCCAACAACCGCCAUGAUAGAACCAUGCGUUUACUAUUACCAGCCAAAAAGAAAAAGGAAGACGAUCGUAAUUCUAUCAUGACCACAGCAACGUCAACUUCGACAACAGCAAAUGUGGUGACAAAGAGGGGAUAUGAGAUUGUCAAAUUGGUCGUACAGAACUCCAUGGUGCCUCUUGUACUGGGCUUCCUCAAAAGUCAAAUACCCACGGAUCAAUAA
Molecule: messenger RNA, 3237 nt
Organism: Mucor velutinosus
Lineage: Eukaryota; Fungi; Mucoromycota; Mucoromycetes; Mucorales; Mucoraceae
Exons: 1
Coding region: 1-3237 (1078 amino acids)
Biological process (GO): regulation of ARF protein signal transduction
Molecular function (GO): guanyl-nucleotide exchange factor activity
Source: RefSeq, a predicted model, not a curated record